Cotesia glomerata is the source of this 812-nucleotide messenger RNA. RefSeq lists its product as uncharacterized. The transcript is spliced from 2 exons. NCBI's taxonomy places the organism in Eukaryota, Metazoa, Arthropoda, Insecta, Hymenoptera, Braconidae. Bases 182 to 631 code for a protein of 149 amino acids. The record is from RefSeq and is a predicted model, not a curated record.
GGCUGUCACGCUCAUAUCCAAACAUAACCUGUUAACCUUUUGUGUGAUGUAGUGAGAGAUUUUUGUCAUUCCAUUUUUUAAAUAAGAGAAUUAUUGUUAUAGUUGAUUUGACCUUGUUUGAAAAGAUAAUUAUCUUACUUCUACUCAUCUACAGUGAUUGGAAUAAUUUCAUCGAGACAUAAUGGCAUCAAAAAUAUUUUUCGAUCGUUGUUGUAAUCCAUUUGAUUUAGAAUCACAUUUAAAAAAAAAAAGUUUACGUCCAGCGACUGACAUCAUGAAAGUCACGUUGGGAUUAAGUGAUAAUUAUUUAUUAUGCAGUUCGUGUCGAAACAAAGCUUUAAAAUUGGUAAAGGAACAAACAAAUACUAGUAAUGAUACUACCGUUGAUGCAAGUGAUCAUGAAGAUGAUUCUAGUGAUAACAAUGAGAACAGUGAUGGUGCUGACAGUGAUAGUAACACAACUGCCACAGAUCUCCCGUUGUCCUCAUCAUUCCGUUCCUUGUCGUUUAAUAGUGAACCCAAAGAUUCACAAUCAAGCUCGGCAUCCCAAGUUAGUGCUGCAACUCAAUUACCCAGUAUAAACGAUGCAUUGCGACUAUUAAAUCAAUCGCCAAUUCCUUCAAAAAAUUGAAUGAUUAUCAAUUUUUGAGUAAUAAAAUAAAUCAGACGUCUGACAGCUUGAAAAAAAUUUUGCUCUCAACUGCUGACGAAGGAUCAAUUGAUGACGAUGGUGAAAAUUUUCGUUCAUUAAUUGAAAAGCUGCACGAUAAAUUCAAUGAUAAAGAAACAGAAAAGUCUUUAAAGAUACAAAU